ACUUGUACUUGCAUAAUCUGUCACCUGCUACUUUUGUCCUGUGACUACAUUGAAAACUUGGCAACAAAACUAGUUAAAGAAAAAAAGCUUGGCAACAACCUUAUUUGGAUUCAGAUUCUUUCAAUUAUGAAGCCCAUUGAUUAAUAUUUCAUUACAGAACUGCUUUUGUCUCAUUCAUUGAAUCUUCCCCUAUAAAAAUCUCCACUGCUUCCUUCAAUCCUCAACACCAAUACAUCUCACUGUGUUUUUACACUUUGCUCAUACCUGGUUUGCUCUAUGGCUCAGAAUUCAGAGAUCAAGAAUGAUGAAGACCUCAAAGUUCAUGUUUUCUCAUCAGCCUCAGAGUUGCUUGAAAAGCUGCAACAGAAAUGGGAUUCAGUUAAGAAGCCAUAUCCAGCUAUGUAUUCUAGCGUCUAUGGAGGAAUUAUUCUUGAUCCUGCCAUGAUGGUCAUCCCAAUAGAUGAUCAUAUGGUUCAUAGAGGCCAUGGUGUCUUUGAUACAGCUAUCAUUCUUGACGGGCACCUCUAUGAGCUGGAUGUCCACCUGGAUCGUAUCCUCAGAUCAGCAGCAAAAGCUAAGAUCAAAUCUCCUUAUCCUCGAUCAACUCUGAGAAGCAUCCUCAUUCAGCUUGCUGCAGCAUCACAGUGCAAGAAAGGAACUCUAAGAUACUGGUUAACAGCUGGACCUGGGGACUUCUUACUGACACCUGGAGGAUGCCCAACAUCUGCCUUCUAUGCUGUAGUAAUUGACGAGAACUUUUCCCAGUGCAAAGAAGGCGUGAAAGCAAUAACAUCAACCAUUCCCAUAAAGUCACCUAUGUUUGCAACAAGUAAGAAUGUGAACUACCUCCCAAAUGUACUCUCAAAACUGGAAGCAGAAGAGAAGGGGGCCUUUGCAUCCAUAUGGAUAGAUGAUGAAGGUUACAUUGCAGAGGGUCCGAACGUGAAUGUAGCUUUUAUAACCCAUGAUAAGGAGCUUAUCCUGCCUUUCUUCGACAAGAUUCUCAGUGGCUGCACUGCACUCAGGCUUCUUGAACUAGCACCAAAGUUGGUCGAACAAGGACGCCUGAAAAGUGUAAAAACGGCUAAUCUCACUCUGGAGGAAGCUAAAGGAGCAGCUGAAAUGAUGUAUGUAGGAAGCACUCUUCCUGUACUGCCGAUCAUCGCAUGGGACGACAAACCAAUUGGAGAUGGAACUGUUGGCGAGCUAACAAUGGCGCUCUCGGAUUUACUGUGGGAAGAUAUGGUAGCAGGUCCUGAACCGCAAAGAUUGAAAGUUCCUUACUGAGUAACAAACCAGUUAAAAUGGCGUUUUCGUGGUGACCUGAUCAGAGUGCAUUGUUACAAAUGCUUUGUAUUAGUUUCUUGUUCCAUUGUCUGUAGAAACUCAGUUCCUGAAUAAAACUCUGAACCAGCUUCAAGUUAUUUGUA
Messenger RNA from Daucus carota subsp. sativus, 1430 nucleotides. Its product is annotated as D-amino-acid transaminase, chloroplastic. The record is from RefSeq and is a predicted model, not a curated record. Gene Ontology annotation, molecular function: pyridoxal phosphate binding; 4-amino-4-deoxychorismate lyase activity. NCBI's taxonomy places the organism in Eukaryota, Viridiplantae, Streptophyta, Magnoliopsida, Apiales, Apiaceae. Gene Ontology annotation, biological process: folic acid biosynthetic process. Bases 277 to 1287 code for a protein of 336 amino acids. The transcript is spliced from 5 exons.